GUCCCUCAUAACAAGGCAGAAGAAGAAGGAUUCAGACUGAUAGUCAUUGGAGUAACUCUUUUUCCUUUUUCACCCUUUUAACUUGUGCAGUUAAUUUAAUUAUAUUAGCAGAUUUACACACAGAGACAUGUACCGCUGCACGUUAAGGCUGGCAGAGCAGCAUUGGAAAUGUUCUGUCCGGUGUAUGAGCGCUGUAGCAAAGAGAAGGACAUCUCUGCCAAGUGCCUUCCCAGUGCUGGAGCUGCCCCUGCAGCCCUUCCACCAACAUGUGUAUGAGGCUAACCUUCGAAACAGCAACACCUGCAAUAAGAAGUUCAUAGAGUUGAGUGAGAAGGUGAGGAAAGGUGGAGGCCAGAACAGCAUUGAAAGGCAUACAAAGAGAAACAGGAAGUUGCUGGUCAGGGAUCGUCUACGCCUCCUGCUAGAUGAUGAAGAUUUUCUGGAGCUGUCGCCCUUUGCGGGUCUCAAUCUGCCAUAUGGAGACAUUCCUUCAGCUGGCUGCCUGACAGGUAUCGGCAGAAUCUGUGGUCUGUGGUGUGUGUUCAUUGCCAACGACGCCACGGUCAAAGGCGGCACAGCUUAUCCGAUCACAGUGAAGAAGCAACUAAGAGCUCAAGACGUAGCGACUCAGAACCGCCUGCCUUGUGUUUACCUGGUUGACUCUGGAGGAGCUUUCCUACCUCUGCAGUCUGAGAUCUUUCCGGAUAAGAACCAGGGAGGAAGAACUUUCUAUAAUGAAGCCAUCAUGUCUGCCAUGAAGAUUCCGCAGGUCUCGGUGGUGUGUGGGUCAUGCACAGCGGGUGGAGCCUACAUCCCCACAAUGGCAGAGGAGACAGUGAUGGUGCACCGAAUAGGCACCAUAUUCCUGGGAGGACCACCACUCGUCAAGGCUGCUACAGGAGAGGAGGUGACACCAGAGGACCUGGGAGGAGCCAAACUUCAUGCUGAAGUGAGUGGCUGUGUGGAUCAUUUUGCCUGGGAAGAGAAGGAGGCGUACACAUGCACCAGAAACAUCAUUUCCACCCUCAAUUUCCAGCUGCCUGAGGAAGAGGAGCAGGACGAGGAGAAGACGAGGAAGAGGAAAGCAGAGGAGGAGCCACUGUACAGUUCAGAGGAGCUUCUGGGUCUCGCUCCUCGGAGUUACAACUACACACUGGAUGUUAAGAUGGUUAUCAGUCGACUGACAGACGGGAGCCGCUUCCAGGAGUUCAAAGCUCGUUAUGGAACCACGCUGAUCACUGGGUUUGCAAAGAUUCAUGGGCACCUGGUGGGAAUAGUAGCCAGCAAUGGAGAGCUGUCGUACCAAGCCGCCCUGAAAGGGAGUCAUUUUGUCCAGUUGUGUGACCAGAGAGACGUCCCGCUCCUCUUCCUCCAGAACACAGCGCCCACACCGGCUCUGACGCGCUCCGUGUCCAAGGCAGAGAUGAAUAGUAACCGUCUGAAGGCUCAGGGAUCGAUGCUGUCCACUGUAGCGUGCGCAUCCGUGCCCAAAAUCACUGUGGUGAUCGGUGGUUGCCACGGUGCCGACAGCUACGCCAUGUGUGGACGGGCCUUUGAACCAAAUUUCCUUUUCCUGUGGCCCAAUGCCAGAGUGUCAAUGGUGGCUCCGGGUCAUGCUGGCUCUCUGCUCCCCUCGGACGCUGAGCAGCAGCAGCAGCAGCAGCAGCAGCAGCAGCAGCAGCAGGAAGACGACAUGAAUAAGAGAUUAGAAGAAGAGAGUUCAGCUUUCUUCUCCUCUGCCAGGCUCUGGGACGAUGGAGUUAUUCUGCCUCAGGACACCAGGAAGGUUCUCAGAGACUGUCUGGACAUCAUUAAACAGCAGCAGUAUCAGAUUUCCACAGAAAAGGGGCAGUCAGCACUUCUUCGUGUGUAGGAGCUUCCGCUUCCCCCUGACACUCCCUGUGGACAAGACAGAGUCUCUAUGUCACUUGUGAUGCACAUUCUCCACCUUCAACAAUCAAAAGUUGUGAAGAGUACCAAUAGUCUCAGUUUUUGCCACCUUUCUGUGGGGGGUGUCCAGCACUUAAAGGGUGGAGCUAAACAGGAAUGAAAUGGGGAAAAACACAAAAUGAACCAUUUUCAAACACACUGGGCAAUACAAGGUAAUUUGUGAUUCUUUUUUAAUGACAAAUGUAAUCAUGGUGGGCUAUACACUGUGUCAUACUGUGAAGAAAUUGUUGUUUUUUUUGUUUUUUUUUAUAUCCAUAAUAACAAAGUUAUAGUGGUUGGACAGAAAAACCACGAUAAGAUGGAAAUAUCCACAGCUGAAUCUUAUCAUCAGUUCUUUAAUGUCAUAUUUGAGAAGGUGACUGAUGGAUGUAAUCAAAAUUGUGUUCAUAAAACAACGCGGAUGGCCAAAGUGAGAAAAAGACAGAAAACAAAAGCAAAAAAACUACAUAAAACAGUGGAGGAAUGACAUUUACUCACAGAUUUGAUGGUUUUUGUUUUCUUUCAAGUUUUAACCACAAUAAUCUCAUUGUGCGUUCCAUUUGUGGGCAGAAUUUCCGAUUUGAGGGGACAAUUCUUGAGCAGGAACGCUCCUCAUUUCGGAUUUCAGUUUGGAAAUUCGGAGCAACUUCGCGCUUGAGAAGUCAAACGUGAGGGUGAAGCCACUCCCAGUUCCGACCUCUGACUUCCGCCGUACUAUAAAUGGAACGCACCACAAACUUGAAGCAGUUAACACGAGGUCAUGAAUGUGUCUAAACUUGACAAACUAAAGACUGUCUCCAUUCAUGCAGAGUUGUUUUGUGGUUCAAGGAACAUAAAAAAAACUCACCAUGUCCACACUUACAGUCUCAGAACAGAUUGUCUUUUCAUGCGUUGUUCAGAAAUAUAAUUGAAGGAAGUUGAGACGUGUGUGUGUGUGCCUUUGUACUGUACGUAGGUCAGACUUCCAGCGACAGUCGAACAGAAAUCUACACCCUCACUGCAUGUGUACAGUUUAACGUCAAAUACCAAGUGCUCUUAAUGAAAGUUGAAUAUAUUGUCAAGGUAAUAUUAAUUAUUAAUUAAUACAACAGCUCUUGUUUGAUUGGCUGUUUUGAAAAAAGAUUGUGCUGUGUAAUUAAUUACGCGUGAAUAUGAAUCCCUGUAUUGAAGUUUUUUUUCAUUUGUAUAAAAGACACAAAUGUAAAUACAUUUUUAAAACUGCAAAA
Molecule: messenger RNA, 3155 nt
Organism: Solea solea (common sole)
Lineage: Eukaryota; Metazoa; Chordata; Actinopteri; Pleuronectiformes; Soleidae
Product: methylcrotonoyl-coenzyme A carboxylase 2
Exons: 12
Coding region: 128-1873 (581 amino acids)
Biological process (GO): L-leucine catabolic process
Cellular component (GO): mitochondrion; methylcrotonoyl-CoA carboxylase complex
Molecular function (GO): methylcrotonoyl-CoA carboxylase activity
Source: RefSeq, a predicted model, not a curated record